AAACUGAAAACUCCCUGGAAAUCGAUAUGGACCUCUAUGCCGUUUUACGCGUUGAUGGUUGCUCACUGUGGACAAAACUGGGGCUUUUGGACACUGAUGACUGAAAUGCCUUCAUAUAUGAAGCAAAUCCUUGAAGUCGAUAUUAAAGCGAAUGGUGCUAUGUCAGCUCUUCCAUACUUGGCAAUGUAUGUGCUAGGAUUCCCGUUUGGCUUCAUGUCAGAUUACGCUCUCAAGAAGAAAUGGGUCAGUACCAGCGGUGCGAGGAAAAUAUCUAAUACCAUAGGUUAUUGGGGUCCAGCGUUUGCAUUGAUAGGGUUAUCAUAUGUGCCAGGAGGUAACGUUACCCUAGCCGUGGUACUGCUGACAGCCGUCGUGGGUCUAAAUGCUGGUCAAUAUACCGGAUAUUUGCUCGUACACAUUGAUAUGGCACCAAAUUUUGCUGGGACAAUGAUGGGCAUCACCAAUACCUUCGCCAAUAUUAUAUCUAUCAUAUCGCCACUUGUUGCUGGCCUCAUACUACAAGAUGAGACGGAUCCCUCUCAAUGGCGUCUGGUGUUCUAUGUAUCAUCAGCUGUAUACUUCGCUACAAAUCUGUUUUUCAUAAUAUUCGGCAGUUGUGAGAGGCAGGCAUGGAACGAGCUCAAAGAAUCUGAAGAAAGUACUGAGAAAAAAGCCGAGAAAGUUGUUUGA
This is a messenger RNA of Arctia plantaginis, 690 nucleotides long. NCBI's taxonomy places the organism in Eukaryota, Metazoa, Arthropoda, Insecta, Lepidoptera, Erebidae. The record is from the annotation of a GenBank genome assembly.